Aspergillus steynii IBT 23096 is the source of this 1311-nucleotide messenger RNA. RefSeq names its product aminotransferase-like domain-containing protein. Lineage: Eukaryota; Fungi; Ascomycota; Eurotiomycetes; Eurotiales; Aspergillaceae. The coding region runs from base 1 to 1311 and encodes 436 amino acids. Gene Ontology annotation, biological process: biosynthetic process. The transcript has 8 exons. The record is from RefSeq and is a predicted model, not a curated record. Gene Ontology annotation, molecular function: pyridoxal phosphate binding; transaminase activity.
AUGGGCUCUAUUGGCUUCGACAAGACCGUGCUGGAUCCUACGCUUCUGUUCUCGAAAAGGGUCCAGCAAUAUGAGCCUGGGGCUAUUCGCAGUCUUUUGCCGCUCGAGGCGUUGCCCGGCAUGAUAUCGUUGGUCGCUGGAAAGCCCAAUCCAGAGACAUUCCCGUUCACUGAGAUCUCGAUAUCGCUCAAGGGCUCGGAUGGCCACAUGAUUGUUCUGGAAGAAGACCAGCUCAGCGAGGCACUGCAAUACGGCCUUCCUGGAGGCAACCCGGAGUUGAUCAAGUGGUUUGAGGAGCUUCAGCGGCGUGUCCACGGAAUUGGGGACCAUGAUGGCUGGGCAUGUUGCAUCGGCAACGGUAGCCAGGAACUCAUCCAUCGGGUGUUCCAGGUAUUUACAGAUUUAGGGGACCCUGUGCUCAUUGAAACGCCAGCAUAUCCAGGAGUGGCCGGCUUUCUUCGAGCCGACGGACACCAGCUAAUUGAAGUUCGAUCGGAUGCAGAGGGCCUCAAUCCGAUUGACCUCGAACACAUCCUGUCUACGUGGUCUGGGAAGCGACGACCACGUGUGUUAUACACCAUUCCGACUGGAUCAAACCCGACAGGUCAGUCCUGUACUGAGCCUCGUAAGGCGCAGAUCCUUCGUCUAGCGCGCCAGUUCAAUUUUAUGAUUUUCGAGGACGACGCAUACGGCUUUUUGGACUUUGAGCAUCCCUCAUGCAGAGCUCGUAGCUAUCUCGCUCUAGAGAGUGAAGUGAACGGCGAAACAGGUCGAGUGCUACGGUUCGACUCGCUCAGCAAAAUCGUGAGCUCGGGGAUGCGCCUGGGAAUCUUAACUGGGCCUUUGCCUGCCGUGCAGAAAGUCAUUCGAAUCACGGAGAAUAUCAAUCUCCAGCCCUCUUCAACCACACAAAUGAUGGCCCUCACUCUUUUCAACCAUUGGGGCCACGCAGGCUUUCUCCAGCACUGCGAACGUGCAGCGGAAUUCUACCGCCAGCGACGCGAUGCUUUUGCCGCCGCAGCAGAGCGAUAUCUCCAAGGCCGUGCGACCUGGGAGCUUCCUUCAGCCGGCAUGUUUUUCUGGUUGACGUUGCUGCUUCCGCCGGGCCGAGAUAGUUUCGAAGUUCUCAGCCGACAGGGCAGGGAGAAUGGUAUCUUGGCUAUUCCCGGGGUGGCCUUUUUGCCCAAUCAGCGCACUAGUUGUCAAUUGAGAGUGAGUUACAGUUUGUUGCCAGAGAAGCAGAUGGCGGAGGCUUGUCGGCGGAUCGCGAAGCUGGUGGACAAUGCGUGGCGUUUCGAGAUUUUGAUGUGA